AUGCCAAAGAAACCUGUCCGUCGCAAGGACUACCUCGACGCCCAAAAAUCCUUACGGGCAGAGGGCAACACAAUUGACCUACCUAAGAAACGAUUCUAUCGUCAGCGAGCACACGCCAAUCCCUUUUCGGAUUAUGCUUUGGAAUAUCCCUUAUCCCCGGCCCAUAUGGACUGGGCGUCUCAUUAUCCCGCUUUUGUAGACCCGGACGAAUCGAAGCUUACCUUGUCGGGAACAAGAAAACUGCUCAAGGAUGUGGAAGUUGCUGAUAUUGGAUGUGGGUUUGGUGGUCUGUUAAUCGGAUUGGCGCCAGUACUACCGGAGACCUUGAUGGUUGGUCUUGAAAUCCGAAGCCAAGUAACAGAAUACGUCAAAGUUCGCGUUGCAGCUCUCCGCAACCAACAAGCCAGACUCCGCGCCGCCUCCUCAUCAACAUCAACGCCUGCUCCCACCACAGAGGAACCAGAACCUACAAACAACCAAACCCAAGAAGAUCUCCCUGAAGAUGCACCCGCCCUCCCAGACAGCACCCAAGAAGCCCAGUCCCUAAUCCCAGGAGGCUAUCAAAACAUCUCCGCCAUCCGCGCAAACACCAUGAAAUUCCUGCCCCGGUUUUUCGGGCAUCACCAACUCUCAAAGAUAUUCAUCUGUUUUCCCGACCCGCAUUUCAAAGCUCGCAAACACAGGCAGCGCAUUAUUUCGUCGAGUCUGAAUGCAGAGUAUGCCUUUGUCCUUAAGCCGGGUGGAUUGUUGUAUACGAUUACGGAUGUGGAGGAGUAUCAUUAUUGGGUUUUGAGGCAUUUUGGGGUUUUGGAUCAUGACGCCAAACCUGCCGCCGAGAAUACCGCGACUACUGCGCAGGAGGAGAAGAAAGCCGAGGCAGAAGAAGAUGACGAGGACGAAGAUGAUGAGAAUUCAGGUGUAGCGCGUGUCAGGGAGUUGUUUGAGCGUGUAUCAGACGAAGAAUUGGCGGCUGAUGAGUGUGUAAAAGUCAUGCGCGAAGAGACUGAGGAAGGGAAGAAGGUUGCGAGGAAUAAGGGGCCCAAGUUUGUGGCUGUUUUUAGACGGUUGCCUGAUCCUGACUGGUCUAUGUCUUGA
Messenger RNA from Talaromyces marneffei, 1095 nucleotides. RefSeq lists its product as uncharacterized. Gene Ontology annotation, molecular function: tRNA (guanine(46)-N7)-methyltransferase activity. The record is from RefSeq and is a predicted model, not a curated record. The transcript has 3 exons. Gene Ontology annotation, biological process: RNA (guanine-N7)-methylation; tRNA methylation. Bases 1 to 1095 code for a protein of 364 amino acids. NCBI's taxonomy places the organism in Eukaryota, Fungi, Ascomycota, Eurotiomycetes, Eurotiales, Trichocomaceae. Gene Ontology annotation, cellular component: tRNA methyltransferase complex.